Messenger RNA from Manis javanica (Malayan pangolin), 2634 nucleotides. The record is from RefSeq and is a predicted model, not a curated record. NCBI's taxonomy places the organism in Eukaryota, Metazoa, Chordata, Mammalia, Pholidota, Manidae.
CAAUGGAGGGUCACGCAAAGUGAUGACUGCUCUUGUUCUUUCAGAGACAGCAGCCAUGAAUGGAGCAGACCCCAUCUCCCCUCAGCGGGUGAGAGGGGCACUGGAGGCCCCAGGUACCCCCAAGUCUCUCAUCCCAGGCCUGUCGGAUGCUGAGCCAGCUACAAACCAAACAGAAAGCCCUGUGGGGGCCCUGCAGCCAGAUGAAGCCGAGGAGUGGCCGGGGCGCCCCCAAAGUCAUCCCCCAGCACCCCCAGUCCAGGCCCCCUCGACAUCACGCCGGGGCCUCAUUCGGGUCACUACGCAGCGCGCCCUGGGCCAACCACCCCCUCCGGAGCCCUCAGCCAGCUCCAUGGCAUCAGCCCCAGCCUCCAGCCCUCCAGCCAAUGCCACCACACCUCCCCUACUGUGGGGUCCCCUGCGGCGGGUGCUGAGCUUUUCCUGGGAGCUGCACGUCUACGGGGUGGGGGUGCUCUUCCUGCUGCCCGCGUUGUUGGCACUGGCCUCGCUGGCAGCCGCCCCUGCGGGGCCCGGACUGGCACUGGUGGCGGGAGUGCUGGUGCUCGUAGCGUCGGGGCUGCGAUCUGCCUACAUGCUCGCGGACCCCUACGGCUCGCAGGCACGGCUGGGCUUACGCGCCGGCCUAGUGCUCUACAACCUGCCUUUCCCCUUACUGCUAACCGCUCUGGCGGCCCUGACCCUCCUCGGCCUGGGCUCGGGGCUGCCACAGCAGCUGCAGAACCCGCUCCUGCUGGGAGCGUUGGCGCUGAUACAAGGUGUGGGGUUGUUAGCUACAGACCUGCUGUCUGUGAGGCCGGUGUUCAACCUCCUGGCUCAGGGCUUGUCGUGCGCCUGGGGCGCCGCCGUGGCUCUGGGUACGCUCUGCCUGUGCCGUCGCCGUCUGCUGGACGGGCCGCGGGGCUGGGAUAGCAACCCUGGCCCGCGGCUGCUGGCUGUGGCGGGCGCCCUAGGGCUGCUUGCUAGUGGCUUGCAGUUGGCGGCCGCGCUCUGGCUGUACCCGGGCCCAGGCCGCGUGGGACGCUUCUCUUGGGCCUGGUGGGGCGUCCACUUCUGGCUGCGCCUGCUGGAGUUAACAUGGGCGCUCACCAUGGCGCUGGCCGCUGUGGCCGCCGCGCGGCCCAGGCCGCCCACGGAGCACGCUUGCUGGGCUAAGCUGCUGCGCCUGGCGUGCCCCACGCCCUCAAGCAAGAGCGAGGUGCCCGAACGAUCCAACAACUGCUAUGCGGGGCCUAGUGGCGUCGGCACAGGCACUUUGGACAUCAGCAAGAGCCUCAUCCGCAACCCGGCGGAGUGUGGGCUGCCUGCCACCCCCAGUUCAGGCGCCUGGGGCUCAGCUGCGUCGCUGGGCCACGGUCCUCAGGGUGGUCCAGGCCUGUCCCGCAGCAGCGUGGGGCCGGCGCCGUCAGUGAGCGAGCUGGACCUAAGGCCUCCAUCACCCAUCAACUUGAGCCGCAGCAUCGACGCCGCGCUGUUCCGAGAGCACCUGGUGCGAGACAGCGUGUUCCGGCGCUGCGGCCUAAGCGGCCUAGCCUCCCCACCGCCUGGGGGCGCAGUGCGGCCGCGCCGGGGCAGCCACCCUGACGCCGAGCUCGACGGUGCGGGCUAUUUGCUCCCCCGCGGCCGCUGCCGCUCGCUCAGCGACGUGCGCGUGCGCGGGUCCGUUCCACAACACGUAGUAGAACCUGACGCCGUGGCUUCCGGCAGCUCCGUGGACAGCUUCUCCCGGGGCUCUCUCAAAAUCAGUUGGAACCCGUGGCGGCACGGGCUGUCGUCGGUGGACAGUCUGCCCCUAGACGAGCUGCCCAGCACAGUGCAGCUUCUGCCUGCCCCGGACCCUGUCCCUGCUCCUACCCAGCCUGGGGAAUCUCAGAAUGAAGUCCAGCCUCGCUGCAAGCCCGGGGACUCCCGCAGCGCCUCCAGUGACACUAUCGAGCUCUGAGAGGUCCAUCACACAGACCCCAGGACUCGCCCCCAACGGCUGUACAGCAUGGCCAACUGCGACGGUUGAACAUUUGAAAGAACAACUGGCAUUCCCGGGCCUCCACCUGACUGCAGCUCCAGGAGACAGCCAGGCUUGAACCCAGCUCUCCGUUUUUCUUUUUAAAAUAUCUCUAUUUUUCUCAGCGGGUAUUUUACACAAAGGCCGUGACCUAUGCGGAACACAGGGUGGACAUACACGAAUUUGGGUAGGCAGAUUGGGGCCCAAGUGCCCCAAACACCCUUCCAGACCCCGCAGUGUGGAGAAAUAAGGCUUGCUUGUCCAGAAUGACUGUCCUCUUUGUGCCAAAGAAAUAAACCCUUAGGACUUGGUGGCUCAUGCCUCCCUCUGGCCAUGCCAGAAUCUUCUUCAGAGGAGAUGUAGGAGGCCUCACUCCUAGUAGUAAUUCCAAGUCCUGCUUAUGAGAGGGGAGGACUUACAAAGGAAAGGGCCCUGGACCCUUCCUUGGAGGCUUUAGAAAUAACAGUUACCAAUAUUUUACGGAACAUCUACUAUUUGUUGUGCAUUAUCUUCAGCUCUUCACGUUCAUCUUAUUUAAUUCUCGUAUUAAGCCUGAAUGGAAAGCAUUAUCACGCCUAUUUUAUAGAAGAGUGGAAUUAAGGGAUGGAAGUCAUUUG